UCACAAUUUAUAAAAGAAAAGAAAAAAAAAGAAAGCUAUUUUUUGCUCUGCUUUUGCUUUGCCUUUCGCUUUGGUUCUGUGGUUUCCAGGCGACAAGUGUUUUUUUUUCUUCUCCUUGAUCCCAUAAAGUUUCUUUCUUUUUUUCUUUUCUUUUUUCUCGUCGGAUUCUAGAAAACAGAACGAUGAGCUUCGAAUGAGCUGAGGAGCAGUUUUUAAUGUUCCAUGCAGUUAGUUCUUUACGGUUUCGGCUACUUUUAAACUGAUUCAACUCUGGAAUCUGAUUUAUUCCUUUGGAGAAGUAAAUGCUUUCAUGUAAUUGAAAAUACCCAACAUUUCAAAAGCUUUUUACCAAGCUAAUCAAAGCGAAAGAACAAGGUUUUUGGCCUUUGGUUUUGCUUUCUAAGUUAGGGUUUUAGUUCUUUUUUGGGAUUUGUGAUUUAUUAAUGGAAGCUGCGGCGUUUCCUUAAGCGCGUCUGUAGUGAUUUUCCUACCAAGGGAUGCCGCUAAAAUGAUUCUUCUUUGAACCGUUGUGGUUUGAUAGCUAAAAGACUAGAGGUAACUAUAUGGUGAAGAAAGUUGAUUUCUUUUCUGUGUUUUGUUGGAGCAUAAGAAGUGAUUGUGUUCCUUAGAGAUUUUUCUUUUUGUAAAAAAAAUAAAAAUUAUCCGAGAUUGUAAACAUGAAGGCUCCACCAAAUGGAUUUAUGGCAAAUUCUGCAGAAGGAGAAAGGAAGAGUAUCAAUUCAGAAUUAUGGCAUGCUUGUGCUGGACCACUUGUUUCUUUGCCUCCAGUUGGAAGUUUGGUUAUUUACUUUCCUCAAGGUCACAGCGAGCAGGUUGCGGCGUCGAUGCAAAAGGAGACUGAUUUCAUACCAAGCUACCCUAACCUUCCUUCCAAGUUGAUAUGCAUGCUCCAUAAUGUCACAUUGCAUGCCGAUCCGGAAACAGAUGAGGUGUAUGCCCAGAUGACACUUCAACCUGUGAACAAAUAUGACAAGGAAGCGUUACUGGCAUCUGAUAUUGGCCUCAAGCAAAGCCGGCAACCUGCUGAGUUCUUUUGCAAGACUCUUACAGCAAGUGACACUAGCACUCAUGGUGGAUUUUCUGUGCCUCGACGAGCAGCUGAGAAAAUCUUCCCUCCCCUGGAUUUCUCGAUGCAACCACCUGCUCAGGAGCUAGUAGCUAAAGAUUUACAUGACAAUACAUGGACAUUUAGACAUAUUUAUCGAGGUCAACCAAAGAGGCAUCUUCUGACUACUGGUUGGAGUGUCUUUGUUAGCACAAAAAGACUCUUUGCCGGUGAUUCUGUUCUUUUCAUAAGGGAUGAGAAGUCUCAACUUCUGUUGGGUACAAGGCGUGCAAAUAGACAGCAGCCAGCUCUUUCUUCAUCAGUGAUUUCUAGUGAUAGCAUGCAUAUAGGGAUCCUGGCUGCUGCAGCGCAUGCUGCAGCAAAUAACAGCCCAUUUACUAUAUUCUAUAAUCCAAGGGCAAGCCCUUCUGAGUUUGUGAUACCCUUGGCAAAGUUUAACAAAGCCAUGUAUACCCAAGUUUCCCUUGGCAUGCGGUUUAGAAUGAUGUUUGAAACCGAGGAGUCUGGAGUACGCAGGUACAUGGGUACAAUUACUGGUAUCAGUGACUUGGAUCCUGUGCGAUGGAAAAAUUCACAGUGGCGCAAUCUUCAGGUUGGAUGGGAUGAAUCUACAGCUGGUGAGCGGCCCAGCCGAGUUUCAAUUUGGGACAUUGAGCCUGUUAUAACUCCUUUUUACAUCUGUCCACCUCCGUUUUUCAGGCCCAGGUUUCCAAAGCAACCGGGGAUGCCAGAUGAUGAGUCUGACAUUGAGAAUGCCUUCAAGAGAGCUAUGCCCUGGCUAGGAGAUGACUUUGGUAUGAAAGAUGCUCCUAGUUCAAUCUUUCCUGGUUUGAGUCUAGUCCAGUGGAUGAGCAUGCAACAAAAUAAUCAGUUUCCAGCUGCUCAAUCAGGAUUCUUUCCAUCAAUGGUUUCUUCGAAUCUGCUCCAUAAUAGCCUUGGCACCGAUGAUCCUGCCAAAUUAUUGAACUUUCAAGCUCCUGCGCUUCCAGCAUCAAAUAUGCAAUUUAACAAAGCAAAUACGAACCAAAUCAAUCAGUUGACUCAGGCACCUAUGACAUGGCCCCAACAGCAGCAACUUCAACAGUUAUUGCAGGCUCCUUUAAAUCAGCAGCAGCAAUCCCUACAGCAAUUGCAGCGACAACUGCCACAACCACCACAGCAGCAGCCUCAGCCGCAUCUUUUUCACCAGCAGCAGCCUCAGCCUCAGCCUCAGCCUCAGCCUCAGUCUCAGUCUCAGUCUCAGUCUCAGUCUCAGUCACAGUCGCAGUCGCAGUCACAGUCACAGCCACAGCCACAGCCACAGCCACAGCCACAGCCACAGCCACAGCCACCUCCACUGCAGCAGCAGCAGCAGCAGCUGCAGCAACAACAUCAAAAAAGACAACAGACGCAAUCACAGCAGCAGCUGCAACAAGCAUUCCUCCCUUCUCAAGUAAAUAAUGGCAUCAUUGCCUCUAACCAGAUCUCAAAUCAAAAUUUGCACCAGCCAGCUGUUUACUCACAGCUUCAGCAGCAACAAUUGAUGACAAGCAGUAGCCAAUCUGCCCAGACUACCGCCUCUGCCAAUAAAACUUCAUAUCCUUUGACAUCAUUACCGCAAGAUACACAGAUUCAGCAACAGAUGGAACAGCAACCUAACCUCAUGCAGAGGCAGCUGCAACAGACACAGUUGCAGCAGUCACAACUACAAUUAUUGCAACAAAGCCUGUCCCAGAGGACACAGCAGCAGCCACAGCUUCUGCAAUUGUCACAGCAGGGCUUCUCGGAGCAACAGCUUCAGUUGCAACUGUUACAGAAAUUGCAGCAACAGCAGCAGCAGCAGCAGCAAUCAUCUCAACAAUUACUCUCCCCAGCUGGAUCACUGUUGCAGCCUCAAAUGUUGCAGCAGCAGCCGACCCAUCAACAGAGCCAACCAUUGCAGCAAUUGCCUCUUUCACAAAGCCAAUCACAACCUCUUGGCAGCAAUGGCUUCUCAACAUCAAUGCCUGUUCAACCUCAACAGGUUUCAGUGAACCAACCCCAAAUUCACAAGCCAUUUACUGCUAUGAGAACUCAUUCUGGUCUUACUGACGGAGAUGCUCCAUCAUGUUCAACCUCACCUUCUACCAAUAACUGUCAGGUUUCCUCGUUGAACUUUUUAAACAAAAAUCAGCAAGUUCCAUCCUUAUUGGUGUCAGAUCCUCUUGUUGAGCCUGCAAGUACCCUGGUUCAAGAGCUUCAGAGCAAGCCUGAUAUUAGAAUCAAACAUGAACUACCCACCUCUAAAGGACCAGAACUAUCAAAGUACAAAAGUACUGUGACAGAUCAAUUAGAAGCAUCCUCUUCUGGAACAUCAUACUGCCUGGAUGCGGGCACCAACCAGCAUAAUUUCUCCCUCCCCACCUUUUUGGAAGGUGAUCUUCAAUCACACUCCCGGAACAAUCUUCCUUUUACAGCAAAUAUUGAUGGAUUGGCACCUGACACUUUGUUAUCAAGGGGAUAUGACUCUCAAAAGGAUCUUCAAAACAUGUUGUCGAACUAUGGUGGCAACCCAAGAGAUAUUGAUGCGGAGUUGUCUACUCCUGCGAUAAGCUCUCAGUCGUUUGGUGUGCCAAACAUACCUUUCAAGACUGGGUGCUCAAAUGAUGUUGCUAUCGGUGACACAGGAGUCCUAAAUGGUGGACUGUGGGCCAACCAAACUCAACGCAUGCGAACAUAUUCAAAGGUGCAAAAGCGUGGGUCUGUAGGAAGGUCAAUUGAUGUGACCCGCUACAAAGGGUAUGAUGAGCUCAGGCAUGAUCUAGCGCGCAUGUUUGGUAUAGAGGGGCAACUGGAAGAUCCGCAAAGUUCUGACUGGAAAUUAGUUUACGUGGAUCAUGAAAAUGACAUAUUACUUGUUGGUGAUGAUCCUUGGGAAGAAUUUGUAAGUUGUGUUCAGAGCAUAAAGAUACUGUCAUCUGGGGAAGUACAGCAGAUGAGCUUGGAAGGUGAUCUUGGAAAUGUGGCAGUUCCGAAUCAAGCUUGCAGUGGGACUGACAGUGGAAAUGCAUGGAGAGGACAAUAUGAUGAUACCUCAGCAGCGUCAUUUAACAGAUAAACAAGGUUAAGAUAGAAGAAUAACAAAUUGAUAUUUUGAAACCAGAAUGUCAGCUGUAGGGACUUUGAAUUGGGCUCCUCAAUGAAGAUGCCUCUUAGAAAGUGAGCAGUUAAUAGGUAUUGAAUUUAAAAUCACUGGGAAGAGGAUGGAUCAUGUUUUAAUUAACGUCAACUUUCUGACAUGGCCUUUGGUCCUAGCAGUGAUAUGGUGAGGUGCCAGGAUGGACCUUUGAUGUAUAAUAUGUUCUUAUAUAUCCAUUAUAUUUAGAGAGCUAACCUGACAUUCUAUCUCCUGUAAAUGGGUAUGAUGUAAGAGCGCAUUGUACCUCUUGUACAAUUAGCAGGAAUUUUUGUUGCAGCCGAUGCUUAACGAAACGCUAUGACUAAUGAAUGAUAUUGGAGGAGAGCAGUUUCAUGAUUC
Molecule: messenger RNA, 4583 nt
Organism: Gossypium raimondii (Peruvian cotton)
Lineage: Eukaryota; Viridiplantae; Streptophyta; Magnoliopsida; Malvales; Malvaceae
Product: auxin response factor 7-like
Exons: 13
Coding region: 678-4163 (1161 amino acids)
Biological process (GO): regulation of DNA-templated transcription; response to hormone
Cellular component (GO): nucleus
Molecular function (GO): protein binding; DNA binding
Source: RefSeq, a predicted model, not a curated record